CUAAAUGUUGGAAAUCAAAAUGGCUCCUUAAUUUUAACAGAAUCUAGUGAAGGUUUAAUUGAUCCCAUCUUCCAUCUAGGGGCGUGUAAUCGAUUGGAGAGGUGGCGGCAGUGAGGGUUUGCGUUUGAUUGUUUGAAUCCAGCGUAUACGAUUGGAGCUCAGGCAGCGGUGGUUGCGGCAGUCACUCUCCGUCGAAUCUUAAAGCAGAAGGAGCAGCAAGGAUGACUUCUAGUGGUGGUGGUGGGCAGCGGUCUAGCAGCGGUGAUGCCGGUGAAUCACCGAAAGGUAAAACCGUAGGUGCGGUUUCUGGUACUGAUGUUGACCAGUUGAAUCAAGGGUUGGGAGAUAUGAGCUUGGAUUCCAGCAAAGAUGGUGGUUGGGACGCUUUUUGCAAUGAAAACAAAAAAGGAGAUGGUUGGGGGGAAUGGUGUCAAGAUGAUGCCCAGAGAACCGUUGGAUCGGGUAAUGAUGCUGAAGAAGUUGAUGAUGGUGAUGACGGUGAUGACCUUGACCCUUCUGAGGAUGAGCUUGAUAGUGAUGAUUAUGAUUCAGAUGACAGUCAAAUGAGUCACGAUUCACGAAAGAAGAACCCGUGGUUUGCUGAAUUCUUUGGGACACUAGAUGAUCUGACCGCUGAGGAGAUUAACGAACCAGCUAGGCAGUGGCACUGUCCAGCUUGCCAGAAUGGUCCUGGUUCUAUUAACUGGUUUCGGAGUAUGAAGUCGUUUCUUACUCAUAUCAAAACUAAAGGGACAAGGAGACCAAAGCUUCACUGUGAUCUUGCUGAACUUUUGGAUGAAGAAUUAUGCAGGAGGGGGGCUACGUUAGUGCCAGCUGGUGAAUCAUAUGGACAAUGGGAAGGACUCAACAAAGAUGUCCAAGAUUGGGAAAUUGUUUGGCCACCAAUGGUGAUCAUCAUGAAUACACAGCUAAAGCAGGAUGAAAAGGAGAAGUGGCUUGGCAUGGGAACCCAAGAGCUUCUGGACUACUUUGAUUCAUAUGAAGCCGUGAGAGCCCGUCAUUCAUUUGGGCCUGAAGGGCAUAGAGGGAUGAGUGUGUUAAUAUUUGAAACCUCAGCUGUAGGAUAUUUAGAGGCUGAGCGUCUGAGUAAGCAUUUCGAACGUCAAGGUUUAGAUAGAAAUGCUUGGGAUCAUCACCCAAAUCUGUUCCAUCCUGGGGGUAAGCGGCAGUUACAUGGCUACAUGGCAACCGAAAGAGACUUGGAUAUCUUCAACCAGUAUUCAUUUGCAAAAUUCAAGUUGAAGUUUGAGUCAGUCUCGUAUCAAGAGAAGGUUGUCAAUCAGCUAAAGCAAAUGAACAAGGACUGCAAACAGUUGCCUUGGUAUAAGAAAAAAAUUGCCAAGCAAGAGAGGAAUUCAAAAGCACUUGAAGAGGCAUUUUGGUUAUUGUCUCGAAAGCUGCGGAAACUUGAAGAAGGGUCCUACACUGUCAACGCUGAAGAGAUGGACUUCCAAGAAAACUUUGAGGACCAGUUGAAUGUGAUCCAAGAUGCCAAGGAUGCACAAGAAGAAACUUUUAAGAAGCCGUCGGAGGAGCAUAAGAGGAGGGAGAAUCUUGAAAAUUUCUUCAAGGCUCGAGGACAAGAAGUUGAGGAAAUUGAGGAAGAGAGGGAGAGAUUGGCGAAGUUGCACGAAAAGGAGAUGGCUGAAAUGAAACUUAAGCAUGAGCAAGAACAGAUGGAGAUGGACAAGAAGUGUAAUGCAAAAUGGGAUCGAGUGACGGAAAAGUGCAGCCAGUGGAAGAAGGUUUAGGCAACGCGCUACUUUCACUAAUCGUUACUAGUAAGUCUUUGUGGCGUCGUUUUAAAUGUUAUGUAAGUAGUCGUCAUCUAACGGAUUUCAUGGGUUUUUUUGCAUCUCCAAUGGAUUUGGGUUUUGGUACAUUUGUGGUCGUAUAUGUAUCGAUUCACAUGUGAAACGUCCAUAAUGUAAGAGACCGGAUUUAUGGUUUUUCUUUGACUGC
Molecule: messenger RNA, 1983 nt
Organism: Cynara cardunculus var. scolymus (artichoke)
Lineage: Eukaryota; Viridiplantae; Streptophyta; Magnoliopsida; Asterales; Asteraceae
Product: protein SUPPRESSOR OF GENE SILENCING 3-like
Exons: 6
Coding region: 222-1772 (516 amino acids)
Biological process (GO): defense response to virus; regulatory ncRNA-mediated gene silencing
Source: RefSeq, a predicted model, not a curated record